Messenger RNA from Clupea harengus (Atlantic herring), 8588 nucleotides. RefSeq lists its product as uncharacterized. Lineage: Eukaryota; Metazoa; Chordata; Actinopteri; Clupeiformes; Clupeidae. The record is from RefSeq and is a predicted model, not a curated record. Gene Ontology annotation, biological process: regulation of apoptotic process.
GUGCCCGACUUUGGCACCAGCAACUUCAGGAAGCUGUGUCGGUGCGGGACUUCCAGCAACUGCAGAAUUUUGGUCGACAUGUGCAGAACUGGUUCCAGAUAAGGCACCGGCACCAUGUCGGUCGAAACGAGGAAUUAGAGUGGUGUAGAGUAGGCUAUUUCGGACACAACAUGUAUGAUAAAAGCGGAAGCGAAAGUUUCUAGCUGGUCGAAGUGGUCAUUUUUUUCAAUACCGCGCAAACACCUCCGUGCUAGCUAACCUUCAAGGAACUCAUUUUUGUUUGGUGAGUAGUGUGGCUGACUUUGGCUUGAAACUUAAGUUCAGUGUUAAGUUAAGUUAAGUUAAGUUAAGGUAGGGGAGAGUUACGUUACGCAUUGCAGUAUGGUGGGCCAACCCGAUACCACUUCGGAUGCAUAGACUUAUCCUAAAACCUACUGUUCACUUUGUCUCGUCGGUUAGACAUCUGGUGUAGUGCCAUGGCAAGCGCUCAGCAGUCUGCUGUUGAUUUUAUUAAAAAAGGACGUGCUCUUCUUGAGGAAGGCUUACAUAAUCUCUCCUUAGUUCUCAACAAACUGUGGAAGCAAAAUUUGCUGGAUAAAGGACAAGUUACUCAUAUUCAAUCCUUCAAUGAGCUAUCUGAUAGAUCCAAACAUUUGAUAGACCUGCUGAUCUAUAAAGGUGAGGCCGCUUGCUAUGAACUUUUGAAGAUUUUGGACUCAACAAGAUCUAAAACCUUCCCAACAUCUGGACUACAUAACCCAGAUUUACAUCACUGGAUUAGCUGUUUUUCCUUUGGCGAUGACGUGCUGACUCAAAGUGAAGCUGGGAAAGGUGGUCCAUGUUUAACUUACCAGCAAGAUCUGAAAAGGAAAGCAGUAGAGAUUCUUGAAGAAAAAUGGCGACACAGUAUGAAUUUUCUUAAAAAUGAAACAAGAGAAAAAACAUUUAAAUACACACCACUGGUUUUAGACACAGAGGCCAGUGACGUUGUCAAAAUCAAGUGCAAGCCUCACAAGAAAUCUCGCUCCAAAAAGUUGAAGACCUACAUUCCAACAGACCGAAGGAAUUUGUGCCCUGAGCAUUUGCUGACGAGCAAUGAGAAGAAGAUUCUACUCGUUGGUAAACCCGGAAUUGGAAAAACAACAGUUGCCCAACAAGUUCUGAGGCUUUGGACUGAGCAGGAGGACAAUCAGGGAAGCUAUGUGUUCUACUUUGACGAACCUUUGAUGCGAAUCAUGUCUCACUCUUCAGCUCCAACAACUCUCGCAUCCCUUCUUUUUGACAUGUAUCUCCAACCUAAAGAGGGAAAGGAUGAAAUCUUGAGAGAUAUUGAGGAAAAUUCUGAAAAUGUCACCAUUAUUUUCGAUGGCAUAAUGGAUGUGAUUGGCAACUCAGUGUUGAAAAGGGUCCUGGAGAAGACGCUUUUGUGUGAUGCUAAGAUUUUAAUCACAUGUAGACCAGAGGCUGAAGCUUCUAGCAUUCUCACUGACUGGCCAUCCUACAGGGUGGAGGUUCGUGGGUUCGAUGCUGCAUCCAUUCAUGCAUAUUUUGAGUGGAUGCUGGGUACAGAAAAUGAUGCAAAAUGUAAUGCUUUGAACAACCCAGAGCUCUUCAGCCUGUGUCAUGUCCCAAUGUAUGCCUUUAUAGUGACUGCAUGCAUGCCCCUCAGUCCAUCAGAUGUUUGUAAACAUCCAUGCACUAUAACUGAAAUGUAUGUGCAGAUCUUCCAUUACUGCUUGAAAAGAACUGGCAAACAGAAUGCAGAGGACUUAAACAAGUACAUACUGGUUAACAAGGGAGACAUAAGGUUUCUAGCAGCAACUUCUUAUCAGUCAAUGAAGGCUCAGACAGUCAACAUUGAAAAUUUAGUCUGCAAAGAUAUGGUUGUGCAGCAUGCUUUUUUGACAUCACUGACAUCCAAUGUUUCAUCAGCAUCAUACACAACUUUCUCUGCAUUUCUCCACAACACGAUGCAGGAAUUUUGGGCAGCUCUUUUCUUGCUGAUGGAGCCAGAUAACAUCAGCAGUGCUCUUAGUCAGUGCCACACUGAAGAUGGGAAAUACCUCAAAUACAUUUUCCCCUUCUUGUGUGGACUUCUGUCCAAAACCGUGUUUGAAAGUAUCAGCUGCCUAGUUUCUGAGGAGCACAUACAACACGUAACCUCUAAGUAUUUCAAAGACAUAUUGAACACAUUCCUUUACCCCCUGGAUCAGGAGGAAGAAGAUGAUGCUGAUUCAAUUAAGGCUGACAAUAUGCUUUUUAUUUGUCAGUGCCUGUAUGAGUAUCGGUCUUCUGAAGCCUGUUCAGACUUCCUGAACAGCGUAAAUAAUGAUAUCGAUCUGAGUGAUGAAACUCUCGACCCAAAUCAGUGCUGUGCUGUGUCCUAUGUCAUCAGUCAGGCCACCAAACAAAAUGUGGAACUGAAUCUUGUGGGCUGCAGUCUGUCUGAACCGGGCCUAAAAAUGAUCCUGGGGUGUCUGAAAAAUCUCCAUCGCCUCAGCAUGUCCCCCAGGAUCCAGCACUGGAUAUGGACCAUUGCCCUCCAUGCUGGACCGGGAACUGACUUUGACAACUUGUUGAGACUGCUUGGAUCCAGUAUGCACCUAGCAGUCCAAGAUCAAGGUGACCUGGAAUUGCUUGAGAAUGCUCGAGCAGUCCUGGCACAGGCAAGAUUGGCAAAAGUACAACUCGUUCUCCAUUUGGAUUCAAAACAUGCUCUCCGGUCUUCAUUGCUGGACUUAAUUAUGGGGAAUUUGCCUAAAAUUCUUUACAUAAGUUUCAGUCUUUCUGAGGAUCGAGCCGUGUCAACAGAAUCACGGAAGAAGACGGUGAACUCCGCACAGAUGGAUCUUUACCUGAAGGGGGCUCUGCUGGAGGCGGAGAAAUGUCGUGCCUCUGUACAACCCCUGCUAUCAGCACUUAGAAACACACAUUCAAGUUCUCCUGUGGACCAGAGUGAGUUCAUCCAGAUGCUGUACUCGCAUGCCAAAGCGUCCAAAGGCAGGUCCAUUCUACCAGCAUUACAUCCAGUUUUCCAGUCCCUCCCCACCACUUGGGUGAUAGACCUGUCUGAAGGAAAGACAUCUCUCAUCCUUGAAAUAAUGAGGCUGCAAACUUGUAAGAAACCGGUUGAGCUGAGGGGACAAACUGAAGACGAGAAUGAACUGAAAAAUGUCCUUCAAUGUCUACCUUUCAUCACACAGCUGCGGUUCAAUGACUGCAUAGCCUUCAAAGAUGAUGACACUUUGGCAGCAAUGAAAAUUCUUGUGAAGCUGUUCACACAAGCACUCUCCAUUGGAAAAGAUACUCUAAAUGCACUGUUGACAGCAUGCAGCUACUCAAAUUUCCCUUUUGCUGGGGAAGAUAAGGACGUGCAGAUGGUAUUUCUGUUGACCCUCUUUUCAAACCAAACAGAUGAAGGCCGUCUGCCAGCAUUGCUACCCCUAUACCAGUCAGUCCCUCCUGUUUGGCUGGUGGACCUUUCAAACGGGAAGAUGUCUGUCCUCCUUGAGAUUCUCAGACUAGACAAGUCGAGACAAGUAGAGCUUAAAGACAUGAAGAAAAAUGAAGAAGCAUUGGAUGAACUCAGGAGUUUUUUGCAGUGUCUGCCAUGUGUAUCACAACUGAGUUUCAGUGAGAGCCUCUCUGACUACAGUGCUGCCUGUAAUCGAGUCCUAGAGCUCAUCACCCUUGCAUCCUCAGAGGGUGAUGAGUCCCUGAAGAGGCUGUCAUCAGUGUGCAGCUACCCAACGUUUCCCUUUGCUGAGGAAAAUGAAGACCGGCAAAGAACGUUCCUACUGGAACUAUAUUUUCGUGCAGUAUCUGCAGAAAGCAGCGUCCGGCCAUUUCUAAAAUCGGUGUACGAGUCGGUCCCUACUGUUUGGACAGUGGACCUUUCUGAUGCAAAGACCUUAUUGCUCCUUCGCAUACUUAAACUGCAAACAGUGAAGAAGCCAGUGGAAUUGAGAGGCUGGUCAGGAAAAGAAGAGGAACUGUCACGUCUUUUGGAGUGCACCCCUUAUGUCUCGAAGCUCAGAGUCAGUGCCACAUUUUUUGACAACAAUCCCAAGAAAACCAUCAAAUUCUUUCAUGGCCUUUUCACUCUGGCCUCAUCGUUGGGAGAAGAGGCAUGUAGAAGACUGUUGUCAGUGUGCAGCUACUCAACCUUCCCCUUUGCCGAAGACGAUGGCUAUAAGCAGACAAGUUUCCUGUUGGAUCUCUACUCACACACUUGGAGCCAACAGACGCAGAUGGAAAAGUGCAUUCUCCCGUUUGUUGAGAAGAUUUUCCAGACAACUCCUACAAUCUGGAAGGUGGACCUCUCUGACGAAAACACAUCUGCACUCCUCCAGGUAUUGAAACUACAGCCAGUGAAGAGACCAGUGGAGCUAAGGGGCUGGCCAGAGGAUGAAAACAAGCUCAGGGAUUUCCUUCUCUUUCUUCCCAAUGUGCCAAAACUGAGUUGUGAUGAGCGGUUUCUCCAGUCCCUAUGUGAGUUCUUAUCUGUGGACAGUAAAUGGGAUCCAAAGCUUGUCUCUUUGCUCUUGAGACCAACGGGAUUUGCCUUUACAUUAGCGGGCGUGUUGCCCAGCAGAAUCUGUAAGGCAGUGGGAGAAGUUUUGAGCCAAGACCCAGGAGAGAACUUCUCCCUCACUCUCAUCCCAGAAGCCAUUUCCUGGCAAGGAGCUGAGCUGCUUCUCUCCAAUGUGACACAUCUCAAAAGACUAAGGAUGAAUGAAGUCAUGACACGUAAAAUGGGCAAAAUGGCCAGGAGAUAUGGCAAAUCAGUUAUCAUUGAAGAACUUCAGCUCAUGCCAGACAAUCCUACUCAAGCAGUGACAUCACGUUUAGCUUUGCUUCUGAGAGUAUGGACCAUUAAAGUACUGGAUCUGACAAAAUGGCAAACUGAUGGCACCUCUCUCAUUUGUCUACUGUGUCUCAACAGCUCAUUUUCCAUACGAAUGUCUCAAGAAACUCUAGAGGAAGUAGUUGAAGUAGUGUACUCAGCCCAGGAUGUUGGUCUCACCCAGCUGUUAAUGGAGAAGAUUGAUGGGGAUCUGUCACAAUGCAGUCUGUCUUGGGGUGUGCUUCAGUACUUUCUACAGCAGUCCAAAAGACCCAUAGCUGUAGACGUUGGGAAAAUCAAAUGGGAUGUGCUCAACAUCAUGGAAGUUCUACAGUCUCAAAAAGAAAUACACUUAAGAGGAGUAAACAGCCAGUUUGUGAGAGAUACCCUGAGAGAGAUCUACAAACAACAUGUAGGCCACUUGGUGACUCAGCUGGUGAAGUCAUCUUAUAACGAGAUCAAUCUAAGGGAGAAACAACUUGACCCCAGCGACUUUAACGCCUUGCGCUUUGCACUCCACUACAGUGAUGGCAUCAGACUUGACCUCACCAAUGCUAUCAUCCCACUGGAAGAGCUUGGGAAUGUCCUAACGUUUCUAGACAGAGUGUUGGAACUUAGGAUUGACCAGAAGCUGUUGAUCAAUCUCAUCCAUACCAGUGUGGUUUCCAUGAACCAGAAGGAGGAAACAGUAUCUCUCUUGAGAGCAUUGCAAUACAAACUGGAUUUCUCCAGCCAGGAUGAAAUAUAUCUUAGCACUGCAGACUGCAGGGCUAUCUCUCGUGCUAUCAUCUGUUGCUCCGUCAGUGACAUAGAACUUACCAUACGGGACUGCCAAGUGGAGGAGUCUGGAGUGGAGGAACUAUUUCCAGUUAUGCACAAAGUAGUUUUCAGAUUUGAUAAAAAUCUCCUCAGGCAGUUCCUGUCUGUCACACUGAGCGAUUGUGAAAUAGACUCAAGAAACCGUGCCUCAGCCAUCUUAAAAGCUAUUGGGAAGGAGUUAGACCUCAGUCACAUUCAGCUGGAUGGUCAGCUCUGCACAGCACUGGGGCUGGUCCUGAAGCAGUGCGAAGAACUGUCUAAGCUGGACCUCAGUCACUGCCAACUCACAGAUGAAUCCCUGGACCACUUACUUCCACAUCUGCACAAAGCACAAAUUGUGAAUCUGGACAACAAUCGUAUAACUGACCAAGGAGCUCGAAGGCUUUACAGGGUCAUGGCAAACAGCCACUAUACUGGGACAGUCCGCCUCUUUAACAACUCGUUAUUGGAUAUUGAAGCCUUUGUGAUGGACAGUCGCUUUGAAAUACUGCCAUGUCUUGAUGACGACAAGAGAACCAUUCAGCAACAAAGUGAAAGUGAUCCAUCGAAAGCAAAUCCAUCUUCCAAGGCUGCUCUUAAGAGACAAGAUUUGAUGGAAGAGAUUGACCCAGAAGUAUUGGUCUGUAAUGGCAAGUUAUCAUACAGGUUUCAGACAUCCACUGGGGGAACAUUUCAGUGCAAAGCUACUGGAUUGGUGUUUGGACUGAGGAAACAAGCCUGUGUGGAGUACCGUGUAGUCCCCUAUGAUAGGAAUAUCCUGUCCAUGUUUAAUUAUGAACCUGCAGGACCUCUGUUUGACAUCACAUGUUCUAAAAGAGAAAUAUGCCAACUUCAUCUGCCCCACUGUGAAAUUGAUGUGAAUGCUAUUGGAGACUUGGUUGUGAUGCACAUCUCCUCAAAAAGAUCCAAGUAUCUUAUACCAACAAAGUUUACACAAACACAUGUAGCUGUUCAGGUCCACGGGCUUUGUAAGUUUGGAAUCUUGCGCAGCAAGCGGAGAAAACAGCGACCGUUUGUCCACAUCCUCGGCCAAGUGCUUCUCUUCCUUGAACCCUGCAUAACUGAUACCGAACACAGGCUUUGGGUGUUCCUGUUGCCUCGCAAUGUACCUCCGUCUGAGAUCCAAGAGCAGCAGAAGGAGUAUGUCUUCAUCCAAACGAGCUCCAACUGUUUUCUAAGACGCAAUAGGAAGUACAAGUUGAUCUCAGACUUGGAAAACUACACAGUGCAGCCCAAGACUUAUGUUUUAAAGUCUGUCUACAAUGGUUACCACCAUGCAGCAUUUGAAGUUUUCUUUGACUGCAAUGUGACUGAAAUGCGUGUGAAGAUUCAAGACAGGCAAAAGUCAAAACAGUCUUGGGAUCGUCGUGUGGUUUUCAAGGCAAAUUAUGAUAACCAGAUCAAAAAAGAGGUUCAGCAUGAGGUACAAGGAGGACCUUUACUCACAGAAGGUGAUUGGCUGGCCGCUUUAUGUGACAUCCUGGAAGAGCUGGACGAGGACCAACUCAAGAGGCUGAAGAGCCUAGUGAAGACCCCCGAAGGCCUGCCACCAAUUCCCACGGGUAAACUGGAGAAGGCAAAAGGAUCAGAUUUUGCAGACCUGUUGGUCCAGAGUUGGGGGUUUCAGGACUCUGUCAAGGCAACUCAGAGCCUUAUGAAGAAGCUACCGCGCAAUGAUUGUGCUGUGACAUCCAAGCUAAGACCUUUUGUCGAACAGUUUGGCUUUGUCGACAAACAGUCAGGAUUAUCUCCAAAGAUCAGACAUAACUUCUAUGAUUGUCAUGUACAGAGCCAUAUAAAGGUCUAGAAACAUUGCAAUUAACCCUGCAAUGAAUAUUCAAUAUGGACUCAGGGUACAAAUGUGAAAAUGUAUUUUCUGUAUUCUGUAUUUAUCUAGAUAUUUAUGAAAGAUUUAUUUUUAUAUAUUUAUAUUUUGCAAAUUGUUUUUAAUAUGCAUAUGUACAGUAUAUGUAUAGGCACAUAUGUAUGAAUACGUAAAACAAAACAAUGUAGGCUAUGUAAUGUCUGUACGUUGGACAUCUAGUCAGAUUUAUUUUUUAUGUUUUCUGGUGUUAUGUUGUUGUUGUAUGUUGAUAUUGAUGAAGAUGAUAUCUGUAUAGAUUAUAUCCAGGUUAUUUUUUCAUUGUUCUUUUUUUUUUUUUUUUUAAGGAAAACUUGGGGCGGACUGUAGGUCUAAUUGUCUUGUCUGAAUUCAGGUUGAUAUUCACAUAAUAUGAAAAGUGCUAUACUUGAAAUGGUUUUCAUCACCAUCUCCCUUUAUAUAAUGUAUAUUUAUUAGUGCUCACACAGCAUUGCGGGAUAUUGCAGGUGAAUUUGGUUGUUAAUGUACAUAUUUUCAUCUUCAGGAAUAAUUAUUUAUUGUGACAUUAGAGAUGAACGCUUACACAACCAAAGAAUAACGCAAAAGAAAUGAGAAACUUGAAAUGAAAUAUUGCUUGCUUUUUCAACUCACAUACCGGUACAUUGUUUUGUAAGCAUUUGUAAAGUAUGUUAGCUAAGUUAGAUUUUCAAUUUUGCAAACUUCCAAGGCUUAUUUGGCAUAAGGUUGUGAUAGAGAAAUGUAAUGAGGACAUUGUUAUUCUAUUUUUAAUCGGAAUGCUUAUCCUGUUUGCUGAGGCCUACUGUCUUGGUGAGGCAAACCACCUGUUUUUGUACUGAUAGUCAUGCAUACCGUUCUUCUUUCAAGGACAUGUUCUGAGAACACUGCUAUAAUUUCUGUAGCGAUGUGAAACAGACAUUUAAUCAUCCUGGGAAAAAACGCCCUUUGUCUGCUCAUGAAAUUGUUUUUUUUAUAUUCACUUAAAGGCUGGCUGCGCCCAGCUCAUCUUUGGAGUCUGUUCAUGAUAUUUGGUUGUGACACUCUCCCUCUUUUGCAAACGAUAAAGCGCUGAUAUUAUUCUAA